Budorcas taxicolor (takin) is the source of this 1353-nucleotide messenger RNA. RefSeq names its product transcription factor AP-2 gamma (gene TFAP2C). The record is from RefSeq and is a predicted model, not a curated record. The transcript has 7 exons. Gene Ontology annotation, biological process: regulation of cell population proliferation; regulation of transcription by RNA polymerase II; anatomical structure development. Bases 1 to 1353 code for a protein of 450 amino acids. Gene Ontology annotation, molecular function: RNA polymerase II transcription regulatory region sequence-specific DNA binding; DNA-binding transcription factor activity, RNA polymerase II-specific. Gene Ontology annotation, cellular component: nucleus. Lineage: Eukaryota; Metazoa; Chordata; Mammalia; Artiodactyla; Bovidae.
AUGUUGUGGAAAAUAACCGAUAACGUUAAGUAUGAAGAGGACUGCGAGGAUCGCCACGACGCGAGCAGCAAUGGGAACCCGCGCCUGCCUCACCUCUCCUCCGCCGGGCAGCAUCUCUACAGCCCCGCGCCGCCCCUCUCCCAUACGGGAGUCGCCGAAUACCAGCCGCCCCCCUACUUUCCGCCUCCCUACCAGCAGCUGGCUUACUCUCAGUCGGCCGACCCCUACUCGCACCUUGGAGAGGCGUACGCCGCUGCCAUCAAUCCCUUGCACCAGCCCGCUCCCACCGGCAGCCAGCAGCAGGCCUGGCCCGGGCGCCAGAACCAGGAGGGGGCCGGCCUGCCCUCGCACCACGGGCGCCCGGCCGGCCUGUUGCCCCAUCUCUCUGGACUGGACGGCGGCGCCGUGAGCGCACGCAGGGAGGCCUACCGACGCUCGGACCUGCUACUGCCGCACUCUCACGCCCUGGACGCCGCGGGCCUGGCCGAGAACCUGGGGCUCCACGACAUGGCACACCAGAUGGAGGAGGUGCAGAAUGUGGACGACCAGCACCUACUUCUGCAUGAUCAGACAGUUAUUCGCAAAGGUCCUAUUUCCAUGACCAAGAACCCCCUGAGUCUCCCUUGUCAGAAGGAGUUGGUGGGGGCUGUGAUGAAUCCCAGCGAGGUCUUCUGCUCAGUCCCUGGAAGACUGUCCCUCCUCAGCUCUACAUCUAAAUACAAAGUGACAGUUGCUGAAGUCCAGAGGCGGCUGUCCCCGCCUGAGUGCUUAAAUGCCUCAUUACUGGGAGGUGUUCUCAGAAGAGCCAAGUCUAAAAAUGGUGGCCGGUCCUUGCGGGAGAAGUUGGACAAGAUUGGGUUGAAUCUUCCAGCUGGGAGACGGAAAGCGGCUCACGUCACCCUGCUGACGUCUCUCGUGGAAGGUGAGGCAGUUCAUUUGGCUCGGGACUUUGCCUAUGUCUGUGAAGCAGAAUUUCCUAGUAAAUCUGUGGCUGAGUAUUUAACCAGACCUCAUCUUGGAGGGCGGAAUGAGGUAGCAACUAGGAAGAACAUGCUGCUGGCUGCACAGCAAGUGUGUAAAGAAUUCACAGACCUUCUCAAUCAAGAUCGAACUCCCAACGGGAACAACCGACCCACCCCGGUCCUGGAGACCAACAUUCAGAACUGCUUGUCUCAUUUCAGCCUGAUUACCCACGGGUUUGGCAGCCAGGCCAUCUGUGCCGCAGUGUCUGCUGUGCAGAACUACAUAAAAGAGGCCCUGAUAGUCAUAGACAAAUCCUACAUGAAUCCCGGAGACCAGAGUCCAGCCGAUUCUAGCAAAACCCUGGAGAAAUUGGAGAAGCACAGGAAGUAA